Messenger RNA from Drosophila bipectinata, 1553 nucleotides. Its product is annotated as venom acid phosphatase Acph-1. Gene Ontology annotation, biological process: dephosphorylation. The record is from RefSeq and is a predicted model, not a curated record. NCBI's taxonomy places the organism in Eukaryota, Metazoa, Arthropoda, Insecta, Diptera, Drosophilidae. Gene Ontology annotation, molecular function: phosphatase activity.
CGCGCCUUGCAGCUCACAUUAAAAUUAAACCAAAAUCGUAAAAAAACUCGUAAUUGAAUUACAAUAAAUUCAUAAAAAAUCACAAAGCAAUCGCAAGUGAAAAAAACCACAAAUUCUGUUAACCAAAAUCUCGUUUUUGUGUGUGAAUCGAUUCUUCCGGUUUGGAUUUUGGAUUUGUAUAAAAAGGAAUACAGCCUCAAAAUGAUAUUCGGCCGCUGGACGCGUAAACAAAUACUCACCAUGUUCGGUUUGGGAGCUGCCCUGCUGGGCGUCGUAAUUCUCAUCGGUGUGCUCAGCAGUAACAGUGUGUCCUCAAAGGACCUGCCUUGGCAAAAAUGCUACAAAACCAGUCCCAAUACAACGCAUUCUACGUUGGAAUUAGUGCACAUAGUCUUCAGACAUGGAAUUCGCACGCCAGUGGAUACAUAUCCCAAAGAUCCUUAUUUGAAGGAUGGCUUUAAGCCUACCGGUUGGGGCCAUGUGACAAAUUCUGGAAAAAAGGAACUUUACGAGAUCGGCAAGUGGUUGCAUCGUCGAUAUGGUGACUUCAUGGGACCCUACUAUAGGCCGGAUAGACUACACGCACAAGCCACUGCCUCGCCAAGGGCCAUGAUGUCCUUGCAAACCACCCUGGCCAGCAUGUUUGAGCCAAAAGGAACCCCAAUGGAGUGGAACAAACAUCUCAAUUGGCAACCGAUUCCCAUUGUUUCAGAGCCUCUAGAUCAGGAUUCGUUACUGCUAGUUCGAACACCCUGUCCCCGUUAUUUUGAGGCCCUGGAAGAGGUCUUUCAGCGACCGGAAGUGAUUGCUGAAACGGAACCCUUCGAACAAAUGUUCCGCGAACUCACAAACCUCACUGGAAAAUCUGUUCAGAGUGCCGAGGAUGUCAAUUCCUUGUACAUUACCCUCUUGGCUGAACAGGAGUUUGGCUACAAGUUGCCUGAUUGGACAAAGGAUUACUUCCCCGAUCGUAUGCAAUUCCUGGCCGAACAGAGCUACGUUUACAAUGCCUACACACCGGAAAUGCAAAAGAUUAAAGGAGGACCCUUCCUCAAGAAAAUGUACAAGGAGAUGGUGGCCAAAAGAGCCGGUAGUCUGAAGCCCAAAGAUCGAGGAAUGUUCAUCUACACAGGACACGACUGGACUGUGGGCAAUAUCCUUUCGGCCUUGGGUGUUUGGAAGCGUCAGAUGCCGCGUUUUGCUGUAAUGGCCAUUUUUGAAACUCACAGGGAUAAGGAAACCGGUGAAUACUAUGUGGAGAUCUUUCUCCGAAACGACGAGCACGGCUGUGUGGAGCAGCUGAAGCUAAAAGACUGCGAUUUUCGGUGUCCCCUGAGCCAACUCAUUGAGCUGAGUGCCAAGGUGCUACCCAACGAGUCGGUGGAGGAGAGGUGCCGACCCCAUAACGAUAAUUUCGUGGAGCCGCCACCGCGUAUAAUCGAUCAGGUCGGCCGUUAGCGAAAACCAUUUGCCAUAGAGAAAUUAUUUUCGCUCAGUAUUACAAUAGCAGCUGAUGAAGAGUUGUGCAAAAAAUAUAUGAAGAAUAAAGUACA